Molecule: messenger RNA, 3629 nt
Organism: Anguilla anguilla (European eel)
Lineage: Eukaryota; Metazoa; Chordata; Actinopteri; Anguilliformes; Anguillidae
Gene: clcn1b
Product: chloride channel, voltage-sensitive 1b
Exons: 23
Coding region: 104-2980 (958 amino acids)
Biological process (GO): chloride transport; transmembrane transport
Cellular component (GO): membrane
Molecular function (GO): voltage-gated chloride channel activity
Source: RefSeq, a predicted model, not a curated record
CGGGGGCCAGUCAGAGCGUGAGCGCGGCGCGCGCUGCGCCCGCGCCGGGUGGAAAUGCUGAGACAGCCAGCGGGUUUAUUUUUGGGUCAGUGACAGCGUGUCAAUGGCUGCAGAUGCGUCGCAAAGGAAGGCUCUGAGAUACCACCAGACCCUGCUAUAUGGAGAGUACAGAGAGCAGCUGGGGAGUUUUGCCCGGAGAGAAGCCGCGCGACUCCUGACCGAGCGGCAGUGGAGGAAGCAUGCGGGGGACGCGUCGGCAGCGAGGCACGCCCAGGGCCAGCACCACCACGCCGCCGGCCUAGAAACGGGCGUCUCCGCCUCGGGACAUGGCCACGCCUCUUCAGUGAAGAAGCCCCGCUCGUACUCCAAAUGCCGAGACUGUGUUGCACGGGUACAGAAGUACAUUGUGACAAAGCUGGGAGAGGACUGGGUCUUCCUUGUGCUGCUGGGUCUUACCAUGGCAUUGGUCAGCUGGAGCAUGGACUACGCUAGUGCCAAGAGUCUGCAAGUGUAUAAGUGGAUGUAUGGUGAGCUGAAGGGUAAUGUCCUGCUGCAGUACCUGGCCUGGGUCACCUACCCCAUGGUGCUCAUCAUGUUUGCCUCCCUGUUCUGCCACUUGGUCGCCCCACAGUCCAUCGGCUCUGGUAUUCCCGAACUGAAGACCAUCCUCAGGGGCGUUGUGCUGAAGGAAUAUCUGACCCUGAAGGCCUUUGUGGCCAAAGUCGUUGGCCUGACUGCUGGCCUGGGCAGUGGGAUGCCAGUGGGCAAGGAGGGUCCCUUUGUGCACAUUGCCAGUAUCUGCGCAGCCGUGCUGAGCAAAAUCAUGUCCAUCUUCUGUGGUGUCUAUGAGAACCCCUAUGGCUAUACAGACAUUCUCACAGUGGGCUGUGCUGUGGGGGUGGGCUGCUGUUUUGGCACUCCUCUCGGAGGGGUGCUGUUCAGUAUUGAAGUCACAUCAACCUACUUCGCUGUGAGGAAUUAUUGGAGGGGCUAUUUUGCUGCAACUUUCAGUGCCUUCAUAUUCAGAGUACUAUCAGUGUGGAACAAAGAUGCUGUCACCAUCACCGCUCUCUUCCGAACAAACUUCCGGAUGGAGUUUCCCUUCGACCUCCAGGAGCUGCCGGCGUUCGCCAUCAUUGGCAUAUCAUGUGGUUUCCUGGGAGCCUUCUUCGUCUAUCUGAAUCGUCAGGUGGUUCUGGUCAUGAGGAGACAGAACGCACUCACCCGCUUCCUGACCAAACACCGGUUGAUCUAUCCAGGCGCCGUGACAUUAGUCAUUGCAACUUUCACCUUCCCCCCUGGAUUCGGACAGUUCAUGGCUGGAGAGUUGAUGCCCAGGGAGUGCAUCAACUCCCUUUUUGACAAUUACACCUGGACCAAAAUCUGGGGUACCCCUACCCCGGUCGGCCUUGGCCGCUCGUCUGCCUGGCUGCACCCCCGCGUCAGUGUCUUCGUCAUCCUGCUCCUCUUCUUCGUCAUGAAGUUCUGGAUGUCAGCCAUUUCCACCACGAUGCCCAUCCCUUCAGGGGCCUUCAUGCCUGUCUUCAUCCUGGGAGCAGCGUUCGGGAGGCUGGUGGGGGAGAUCAUGGCUACCCUUUUUCCCAACGGGAUUCUCUUUGAUGGAAUCGUGUACCGCAUCUUGCCGGGAGGGUAUGCUGUCAUCGGGGCAGCGGCCCUGACUGGUGCCGUGACCCACACCGUUUCCACGGCGGUGAUCUGCUUUGAGCUGACGGGGCAGAUCUCGCACAUCCUGCCCAUGAUGGUGGCGGUGAUCCUGGCCAAUAUGGUGGCCCAGGGGCUGCAGCCCUCGCUCUACGACUCCAUCAUUCAGGUCAAGAAGCUGCCGUACCUCCCGGAGCUGGGAUUUGGCCACAUCAGUAAAUACAAUAUAUUUGUGGAGGACAUCAUGGUGAAGAAAUUGAAGUUUCUUUCGACACAGUCCACUUACAGAGAGCUGAAUCACCUACUGCGAUCCACCACCCUCAAAACUAUCCCACUGGUCGACUCAAAGGAGUCAAUGAUUCUGCUGGGCUCCAUCGAGAGGUCUGAGCUUCAGGCUGUCUAUGAUUGGUGGCUUUCAGCAGAGAGGCGGAUCCUCAGCCAGAGUCAGGCUUUUCAAGGUCAGGGCCUGGGUUCAAAGGCCAGCUGGGAAUCCUUUGCCUUUGUGGAUGAGGAAGGAGAAGAAAGCGGAGACAAGACUGUGCCAUUGCAAGAUGAGCGAAAUGGGCCCCUCCCAGUGCCAAAACCCCCGGAACUGUCCACCAAUCACGCGACAUCUGACAAACGGACCUUGCAGGCAGUAAGGAGAACUCUGCAGGGCCUGUUCUCCUCCUCCAAAGACAGGCGGAAAGAAGAAAAGGAGGCCACACCCGCUCCCCUUACAGAUACGAUGACACCAGAGGAGAUCAAAGCUUGGGAGGAGGUGGAGCUGGAUGAACAAAUCCACAUUGAUGAAAUACGUGUAGAUCCGUCCCCCUUCCAGCUGGUGGAGAGAACCUCGCUGCACAAGACCCACACGCUGUUCUCAUUACUGGGCCUCAGUCAUGCCUAUGUCACCAGCAUCGGGAAACUGGUGGGAGUUGUGGCACUAAAGGAGUUGCAAAAGGCCAUCGAGGGCUCAACCCGCAGUGGGGUACGCCUUCGCCCCCCUCUGGCCAGCUUUCGGGAUGCCAGCCGAAAAUCGACGAAGCCGACCCCCCAGCCGACCCCCUCCACUCCCUCCUCUCCAAACAGAGACAAAGAGAUGUGGAUUGAGGGGGCAGAGAGGCCAAUACCGGAAGAGGCUGGGGGGAAUGAUUCUGCUAGCAGUAGCGGAGGAACGGCUUGCAGUAGUAGCAAUAGCAGCAGUAAUGGCAGCAACAGCAGGGGGGGGGCGGGGUUCCCGCCUCCUUCACCGUCAUCCAUAGCGCUCUCAACCCUCCAUCCUGUGCUGGAACAAGAGAGGGAUGGUGAGAGGGAAAGUGAGGAAGAGCCUCUUUGAAUAAAGUAAGAGUGGACUUUUUGUAUGGGAUUUCUUUUUCUUUUUUUUAAGGACUGCUUUUCCCAUCACCCUUUUGCUGCGGAGGCGGGAAAUUCACACAGAGGUACUCUCUGGGUAGAACAGUUUAGUUUGGACCUAGGCGAGUCGCUCAAUGCACUUUGAAACACUUAGAGGGAAGAAUAAAUGUGCCACCAGUGCUUCUGGGAAAUGUAGUCUGGAAGAUCAUCUUGCUCUGACAGUGACUUCCCCUUUGCUCUUUCAGUUUCUCAGGUUUCAUCGCUAUGUCUUUAAACCUGCAAAAGAAUGGAAGAAAGUCCUCUUUCUUCCUUUCUUACAUCAACAGUAUUGAUCUGUGCAUCUUUCUGCCUGUCUGAAGUCUGUCUGUCUGUUGAUUAAUAUGCAAUGUUAAUCAGUGUUUGUCUGUCCGUACAUGUUUCACAGUAAUUCACAUAAAUGUAUGAAAAUGGAAUCAGGUCGUGAUUCAAAUUACUGAUCAAGUCUUCAUCUUACAGAUUAUUCACUGUAUGUUUACUAAUGAAUGUAUUUAAUUGUUUUGGAAUAAUGAUUACAACAGUCAUGAUCAUUCAUAUUGAUGCUUAAAAUUAUUGAUAUUCUUAUUAAAUAUAAUAAAAAAUUGCAUUUAUCUACA